This is a messenger RNA of Oldenlandia corymbosa var. corymbosa, 1995 nucleotides long. The record is from the annotation of a GenBank genome assembly. NCBI's taxonomy places the organism in Eukaryota, Viridiplantae, Streptophyta, Magnoliopsida, Gentianales, Rubiaceae.
UGCUACUUAAUUAUUAAAACUACAUUAGUCAUCGUUCAACUUGGACUUUUUUAUAAGAUUUUAGCUUCAGUGAGUGGUUUGUCCAUUAAUUAAUUAUAAAAAUAGGCAGGGACCAGUAUAUAUACAUGUAUGAUUGCCAACCUAGCUUGAAAGCGAAUUGGUUUUAUUAAUCUAUCAUUCGGCUUGGGUGAAAAAGAAAACUUUAUCAAAAUUACUCCCUAUGCCCUAAAAUUAUUGUCUAAUUUGAGAUUCUAUUUUUAGUAUAAUUUGAAUUAGAAUUAAAAAUCUAAAUUGGAUAAACGGAAGGACUACUAUAAAGUGAAGAAAGCUGUAGUCUGGAAAAACGUUUAAUUGAUGCAUAUCCCUUGGAAGUGGGGAAAAGAAAUAUCAUGUUUGAAAAAAGUGUUUAAAAAAAUCCAAAAAGCAUAUCGAGUUUUAAGAAUAAAAAUCUGUUUUUCCUUAGACAAUGAAAACUAGAGCAAAAAGAUUGUGACAUCCUAUCAUCAUGCAUCGAAACGAAGCAGAGACCAGUCCAAGAUAACCGUGUUUCAACGUACUUUGUCUAGUGCGAAAUAGGACACCAUUUAACUUACGAUUUUUUAUUUUUUAUUUUUGGCGCAGUCUACUAACUUAAAAUGAAAAAGAAAAUGCACGUUAACAUGUGGUAAUGUUAAUGAAAAUUAUCUCGUGAUUUUUGUAAAGAAGAAAGUGGUAGGUAUAUUUUAGGAGUAUUUUACAAUAGCACAAAAGGGAAUCUAAAGUACGGUUUGUAAAUGUGGCUCACGUUGUGGUUGUACCGUAGCUUUCAUCUUAAUUAAAUUAUAGUCAAUUCAUGGCUGCUAACCCAAAUAAUUGUCCUAUUUACCGAUCAAACGUUUUUAAUCUUUCACCACUUUAGAGUUUUGACACUAUAAAUAGGUCAGAGGUUGAAGCAUCAUAUGAUUGUACCAAAAGGAAAAACACAAAGUUUGCAAAAAACCUUAGGAAAAAAAAAAUAUACUCGUAUUAAAUUACCCCUUGCAGAAAUGAAGAUCGCUAUCACAGUUGCAGUGAUGAUGCUUUGCUGCUGCAUGGCCAUGGCGGCGGCCGUGCCACUUCAGGCAGUUCCGAUGGAGUACAAGACCGUCAGUUUUGACGGAAAAGAAGCCGUCGAAGCCGUUGACCCGCAGAGCCCGGAAGCCGUGGAGAGGUGGUUCCGUUACACCCUGCCUUACUCAGCACCCAAGUUGACCACCUUCAAAUUCUACUACCACGAGAACCGGGUCGCCGCCACUCCCACCGCCGUCGAAGUUGCCCGGGCCAACAUCACCGCCACCUCUCCCACCAUGUUCGGGUCAACCAUGGUCAUUGACGACCCGUUGACCGCCGGCCCGGAACCCGAUUCCCUGCUCGUGGGCCGGGCUCAGGGGCUUUACAGCGCCGCGAGUCAAGAGGAACCCGCCUUCAUCCUGACGUUCAACGUAGUUUUCACCGCCGAACCGUUCAAAGGAAGCACUCUCAGCAUCAUUGCCCGGGACGCCAUCACGAAUACGUACCGGGAACCGUCCAUAGUGGGCGGGUCGGGUGUAUUCCGGUUGGCCCGGGGAGCCGUCUCUACUCACACUUACUCCCUUGACCAGGCUACCCUCAACGCUGUGGUUGAGUACAACGUGUUUGUCAUCCACUACUGAUCAUCUCACACGUACGAUUAUUGUUGUUUUGAAUAAAAAAGUUGACCAAUUUCAGACUUCAGAGCUAUCGGAUUUCACAGCUGUCAGGCCAAAGUAGUCGGUUUAUCCUUUAUUCCACAAUUCAUUUGGUCAUUCGAUGGCAAAUAAUUCCAUUAAUAUCUAAGUCAUUCCACUCCAAUAUAGCGAUUGUGUUUUAUUUGUGUUUAUUGAGAGUAUGAUUUAUUUGAGUAGACUUAACAUUAUUUUUUAUUUUUUAUUUUUUGUGUUUAUUGAGAGUAUGAUUUAUUUGAGUAGACUUAACAUUAUUUUUUAUUUUUUAUUUUUU